Atta colombica is the source of this 503-nucleotide messenger RNA. It is a transcript of the gene Sbat, whose product is annotated as N-alpha-acetyltransferase 38-B, NatC auxiliary subunit. NCBI's taxonomy places the organism in Eukaryota, Metazoa, Arthropoda, Insecta, Hymenoptera, Formicidae. Gene Ontology annotation, molecular function: RNA binding. Gene Ontology annotation, cellular component: NatC complex. The transcript has 2 exons. The record is from RefSeq and is a predicted model, not a curated record. Bases 123 to 485 code for a protein of 120 amino acids.
UGAACCGUAAGUACUUCGUACUUAAUCAUGAGCUAGUCACAAAUCGCCACAAAUUACGGUAUCUAUAUAAGCAUAAUAAGUGCGGAGUACGACAACUGGUCUGAAAUUCAUCCUGUUCGUGAAUGAGAAUAAAUAACGAGAGUUAUUUACGAAAGAGAGCAAUGAAUGCGAGUAUGAAGGAAACAGUACAUAAUUUGAGCAAUGUUGUGAACAACGAGCAUAUUCAUGGGAAUGAAGAGCAGACAGUCAUCUCUGAGGAGUCGUCAGCCAAGCAGAAGUUAAGGAGCUGGCUAAAUCGACAUCUACGUAUCGAAAUGACCGACGGAAGAGUGUUAAGAGGAGCGUUCUUGUGUACGGAUCGUGAUGCCAAUGUUAUUUUGGGCUCGUGUACCGAAUAUUUGUCUACGGAGCACACAGAAGCGAGAGUCUUAGGCUUGGUGAUGGUGCCCGGUCGACAUAUUGUCUCGAUUCAUUUAGAUGUUUGAAGCAGCGCUGCUCUUGCA